This is a messenger RNA of Oppiella nova, 380 nucleotides long. The record is from the annotation of a GenBank genome assembly. Lineage: Eukaryota; Metazoa; Arthropoda; Arachnida; Sarcoptiformes; Oppiidae.
ACUGCAAAACAACUCUUGACUUAAUAGUUAUAAUUAUAAUACAAUCGUAUUAUUAGUAUAAUUACAAACGCAUAGAAAUAAUGCAAAAACAAAUACUAGUCGUCAUUAGUAUCAUCGGUUUGGUGGUCGGCCGUGACAUUAACAACGCCGGACUGUCCCUCAUCAAGCAACAGGAGGGCUGGAGAGCCAACUACUAUUACGAUCAAAUUGGUCAAAAAACAAUUGGCUAUGGACAUUGCUGCGUCUACCACCCGUGCGAUCAGCUGCACCCACCCCUAACUGAGGCGCAGGGUUCACAGCUCUUGAGAACUGAUCUGGCUGAGUUCCAGAAUUGUAUCCAAAAUGCCGCCCCUGGACUUAAUGACAACCAGUUUGCUGCC